AUGGGCGAUUCAGAUGGUCCGUCGUUGUCACGCAGCGGCGACUCCGCUGGCUGUCGUGAACGGCCAUCGCGUAUAACAACAACUGGUCUGUCAGACCGCUUUCCAGGAUUAGCGUUCAUACGACCGACACCAAUUUCAUUCGCGCGCAAUUCAGAAUGUUCUUCUGUGUCAGACGACUCGGAGAAAGAUAGCUUAUCCUACAACCGUUGCUUUUGUAGUUAUUCCCAGAACUUUUGUGCGUUGACUCGAAAGCAUGAACGUAAAUGGCCUCGACUCCACGGUCUCGACGUGUUCACGGUAUUUGACGUGAAGAAAAGCGUGGAGUUCGAGCCGUCGUCACGUUUGAGCAGAUACAGGUUUCUUGUUGUUUUGACAUUGAGCGGCAUGUCUGCAGCAUCAUUCUGUAUCCACGGGCUGCUCAUAUGGAGAGAGAAUGCCUCCUUGUCUGGAGAUGGAUUGAGCUCCUUCGCGGCCAUGUAUGAUGAUAAGCCAACGUUUCUCAACUGGUUUCAGAAUUCUGCUGCGGUGUGCAUUUACAUCACGAUCGGCGUGGUCCUGCCUGUUCUCGCAAGAUAUCGGGGCGCUUCGCUUGAUCAGGUGUUGAGCGUUGCGUACAAGUACGAUGAGAGAUUGGCAAUGAGUUAUUGGUACAUGUUAUGUUCCUUUAUCGUGUGGCCAGUGAUGUUCGGUCUAGUUGCACCGGUGCUGAUCUGGAUGCCCCGACUUCUUGGGGACCACCUGCACAAGAGCAUUGACCACUGGGUUCCUAUCAGUGUUUUCAUUUGGACCAUCGGCAUGCUCUCCUUUGGCCCAUCUAGGGUUGAAGAAGCUGGUAUUUCAGCUGUGUUUGCCAUUGUCACAGGGGUCGCUAGGCAGGUGGACGAUAUGAGUGCCGAGAAUAUUUCAUGGGAGAAAGUGCUGAACCUAGCACGGGCGACCGAUUAUUUGUUGGCAGAGGCCUUCAAAUGGAAUUGCCUAGGACGUCUAAUAAUCUUUCGCGUCGCCAUUUUCUUUUUGCUCGCUACGGGAUUCGGUCUCGUUGGGUUGUUCCACCAUAAACCCCCCCUAAGACACAUGUACCAAUCAUUUGGUGUAAUGUCUGCGGUUUGUGGCAGUGCUCUUCUAUUCCGCUUAGGACGCAUCAGCGAGAGCUGCAGUGGCACAACUCCUGCAUCUGGUGGUCUCAAGGCUGUGCUGCUGCAGAAGAUGAUGGAACACACAAACUCAAAUCAACGGAUGCUCAAUCUCGUCGUGUCCUACGUCUCGCGACCCUUUUAG
This is a messenger RNA of Prorocentrum cordatum, 1278 nucleotides long. NCBI's taxonomy places the organism in Eukaryota, Dinophyceae, Prorocentrales, Prorocentraceae. The record is from the annotation of a GenBank genome assembly.